This is a messenger RNA of Amaranthus tricolor (Joseph's coat), 611 nucleotides long. RefSeq lists its product as uncharacterized. The transcript has 3 exons. The coding region runs from base 30 to 611 and encodes 193 amino acids. The record is from RefSeq and is a predicted model, not a curated record. NCBI's taxonomy places the organism in Eukaryota, Viridiplantae, Streptophyta, Magnoliopsida, Caryophyllales, Amaranthaceae.
AUGAACCAAUAAGACAACCUUUUUCGGCAAUGCCACCUCCUAGUGGUAGAGCUGUUUCACAUGUGUGGUCGUAUUUCACAAAAGAACCAACCGAGAAUCCAGAUAUUUUCUUAUGCACUUGUCAAAUUUGUGAAAGUCAAGGAGUAAAGCCCUUAGUUUCAUACAGUUUCGCCAGAGGUGGUGGUACGGGAUCUUUUAACAAACAUUUGGCAAAGAAGCAUGGAAUCACAAAAGAAACUCAUGCAGCAAGCGGCAGCGGGACCACAAGUGGAAGCCGACAGACACAAUGGGAAAUUCCCAGCACAGGUAUGCCUUUUAGAUAUAAUCGUAAUGACAUGAUUGAUGAAUUUUCUAGGUAUGUAAUUUGUGAUGAAUUGCCUUUUAACCACGGUGAAAGUAGGGCAUACGAGCGUCUCAAUAGAAAAACUUUGCAACCACAAUAUAGAGCAAUCCCUAGGAGCACUCUUAAAAGACGCACAAUUAAAUUAUACGAAUCAAUGCGCUAUGAAUUAGUUGAAAUGUUUAAAUCGUUUAAUGGUAGGGUUAGCAUAACAACUGACAUUUGGUCUGCUCCCCCACAUUUAGAACCUUAUAUCUGGGGUACUGCUUAA